CAUGGUGUUGCGACUAAACCCCCCCACAAACCGUUCCUCAGGUCGCGCAACGUUCAAGAAAUAAUAUUUUAUUCUAAUGAUUUUACAACGUUAUACUCACUCCUUUAUUUCCCGGGGAUAGUUCCCUUCAUCGCGAAGCCAUGAAUCGGGCGGUGACCUCGGUCACCAUCACCGACCCCUUUGUCAAGUAUACAUCCCUUAUUGCGACGGGUGUCUACAGCCCGGAUGCGGCCCAGUACCGCCUCGCUCACCACCUACAAGGGGUAUACGCGAGGCUAAAAGACUACACACCUUCGCACGAGUACAAGAUCAGGCUCCAACAGAUCACGAGCGCUGUGGGCGCGGCUCAGGCUACGGCGGGAGAGUCGCUCGCUUCUCGUACCCACCCAAUCCGCCGAAACCCGCUCUUUGCGCGCUUCUUUCAGAGGGACCAUGGGAGUGAUAGCCUGGCUUUGGCAAGGGUCUUGACAAGUUAUCAGGCCGCUUUGCAUGUUGACUCUCCACGGGGGCUCUUCCUUUCGGGCGAGGUUGGCACGGGCAAGUCAAUGCUUCUCGACCUCCUUGCCGAGGGUUUACCUACUCGCCGCAAGAAGAGGUGGCACUUCAACACUUUCAUGCUGCAUACCUUCUCAAGGUUAGAAGAGUUUCGAAAAUCUCGUCCGGAUACGUCCUCACAACAUCCCGAAUAUUCUUUGCUUUGGAUGGCCAAGGAGCUUGUGGAGAGUUCUCCCAUUCUGUUUCUCGACGAGUUCCAGCUCCCAGACAGGGCUGCGAGUAAGAUCAUGAGCAACCUCUUUGUUGCCUUCUUCCAGCUUGGUGGUGUUCUUGUCGCUUCCUCGAACAGAAUGCCUGAGGAGCUUGAGAAAGCGACAGGUGGCUAUUACGCGCCCCCAGCUACUGGUGGUCUGGUCGAGAGAGUUCUGGGCUUCGGAAAGAGCCGGUCUGGAGGCGAGUUGUUCGGUCAAACCAGCGAUUUUGCCGCCUUUCUUGAAGUCCUUAAGGCCCGGUGCGACUUUUGGCACAUGGAGGGGACUCAAGAUUGGAGGAGAAGGGAGAGCCGGGUAGGCCCCGUGGCGGAACCCGUUGGUAUGGUCACAGGAGUCCCUUCUCAGGUGGAGGCAACGGGCAACAGCACCAGUUUGGGACAGCAGAAAACCGAAGGCGAGACGCAGAUACCAGCUAUGUACUUCUUGCCGUCCGAUAGCGGAGAGAGUUGGGAAUCCGGGUUGCGGCAUGCGACGAGGUCAGCCGAUAGCUAUUCAGCAGCCCAAGGCCUAAGCUGGAAACCCACCAGCGUGGUAGUAUAUGGGAGGAAACUAGACAUCCCUCGGCACUACAACGGCGUCUCCUGCUGGGACUUUGCUGAGCUUGUCAGCUCGUUGGGGCCAGCGGACUAUGUCACACUGGCAUCUAACUUCCAUACCUUCAUUAUUGACCGUGUCCCCAUCUUGACGGUCUCCAUGAAGAACGAAGCGCGGCGUUUCAUUACGCUCUUGGAUGCGCUCUACGAAUCACGGUGCAAGUUGGUUAUCCGAGCUGAGGCCGACCCCGACCGUCUCUUCUUCCCCGAGACGAGGACAGAACAGGUGGGAGCAGACGCGGCUCAGGCCGUAACGGCGCGUGACGAGGGCACCGACGCAACGUACUCGGAGACGAUUGCCGAGGUUUACCAAGACCAAUUGUCACCGUUUCGCCCAAACAUAUCAACAUAUUCGGAGUCCCCCAACUCAAAGUACGACCCCGACCAAGACUCGGACUUUGGGAAGGAGCAGGACAGGAAGGUCGACUUCAGCAAGACGGGCGCGUUUACCGGCGAGGACGAACGGUUCGCGUACAAGCGGGCGACGAGCCGGCUGUGGGAGCUCUGCAGCGCGCAGUGGCAUGCGCGGAUGGGAGAUUGGUGGCAGCCGCUGCCGAAGGAAGCGAGGCACUGGGAAGGGAGGGCCGUGUCGAAACCGCCGCCUUCACCCUUGUCGAACCGCGCGCCGAGCGAGAUCACGAUGGGGGAAACCGUGGAUCUCGAGGAGCCCGCGGGCUUGGAACGGGUCCGGAUCGCGAGGCUAAAGAGUGAUGAGCAAUGAGGGAGAAAGCCAAGGUGUUCGUUUGGCUCGUCCCGUCCCGGGAACGGUACCCCUUGCCUGGGCAUGGUUGUCAGCCCGGUAGAGAACCCCUUUCCAUAGGCCGUCGAUCAUGAGGGGCAUCACGAC
Molecule: messenger RNA, 2207 nt
Organism: Chaetomium fimeti
Lineage: Eukaryota; Fungi; Ascomycota; Sordariomycetes; Sordariales; Chaetomiaceae
Product: AFG1-like ATPase-domain-containing protein
Exons: 1
Coding region: 141-2081 (646 amino acids)
Cellular component (GO): cytoplasm; mitochondrion
Molecular function (GO): ATP binding; ATP hydrolysis activity
Source: RefSeq, a predicted model, not a curated record